Camellia sinensis is the source of this 1387-nucleotide messenger RNA. NCBI's taxonomy places the organism in Eukaryota, Viridiplantae, Streptophyta, Magnoliopsida, Ericales, Theaceae. The record is from RefSeq and is a predicted model, not a curated record.
AUGGAAGCAAAACAAAGUACCGUCUCAAUUUUUAUGUUCCCAUGGCUAGCACAUGGCCACAUCUCACCCUACUUAGAGCUAGCCAAAAAGCUCUCAACAAGAAACUUCAAGAUAUACCUAUGUUCCACCCCAGUCAACCUCAGUUCCAUCAAAAGAAAACUCUCUGAAAAGUACUCAAACUCAAUCCAACUGAUUGAACUCCAUGUACCACCAUUUCCUGACCUCCCUCCGCCGUACCACACCACCAAAGACCUCCCUCCCCACCUCAUGCCCACCCUCAAAAAGGCCUUUGACUCCGCCGAACCCAACUUCUCUCUCCUCCUCAAAGCCCACAAACCAGACCUCCUCAUCUAUGAUUUUCUUCAGCCUUGGGCUCCGGUGGUCGCCGCCGAGUAUGGUAUUCCGGCGGUGGACUUCAUCACUAGCAGCGUCACCAUGACCGCCUUCAUGCACCACCUCUAUAAAGACCCACUUAUCACUUUUCCUUUUCCAUCCAUUUAUCUUCGUGAUUAUGACAAAGUAGAAGUAUCCCAUUUGCUCAAUCCUUCGAAAAACCUCGACAAGGACAAGACUCGCUGUUUCGAGUGCCUUGAUCGAUCAUCAGAGAUUGUUCUGAUCAAAACUUUUAAAGAAGUUGAAGGAAAGUACAUUGAUUAUCUCUCUGGUUUGGUUGGGAAGAAGAUUGUGCCUGUCCCUCUUGUCCAAGACUGCGUCGAUGACAACGAUGACAGCGGGAUUAUUGGGUGGCUGGAGAAGAAGGAGCGGCGGUCCACAGUGUUUGUUUGUUUUGGCACCGAGUAUUUUUUAUCGGAGGAUGAGAUUGAAGAGAUAGCUUAUGGAUUGGAGAUUUCUGGUGUUAAUUUUGUAUGGGUUGUGAGGUUUCCAAUGGGAGCAAAUACAAGUGUUGAGAAGGCAAUGCCUAGAGGGUUUGUUGAGAGGGUAGGAGAGAGAGGCAUGGUGGUGGAAGGCUGGGCUCCUCAAGUGAAGAUUUUGCUGCAUCCAAGCAUUGGUGGCUUUGUGAGUCACUGUGGGUGGAGCUCAGUGAUGGAGGGAAUGAAGUUGGGAAGUCCAAUCAUAGCCAUACCAAUGCACCUUGAUCAGCCUGUAAAUGCCAGGUUGGUGGAGGAGAUAGGGGUUGGCAUGGAGGCUGUGAGGGACAAGAAUGGGGUGCUUGAUCGAAAAAAUGUGGCCGAGGUGAUUCAGAAGGUGGUGGUUGACGAUAGUGGGGAGACGGUGAGGAGCAAAGCAAGGGAGUUGAGUGAAACCCUAAGUAUCAAAGGGGAGGAGGAUAUAGAUGGAGUGGUGGAGGAGUUGAUGAGGCUUUAUAGCCAGAAAAAGAGACAAGAGUAAUCAGUUGGUACUGUUAGAAUUCAAGUUAAGGUGCUUU